Balaenoptera ricei (Rice's whale) is the source of this 1485-nucleotide messenger RNA. RefSeq names its product zinc finger FYVE-type containing 21 (gene ZFYVE21). Lineage: Eukaryota; Metazoa; Chordata; Mammalia; Artiodactyla; Balaenopteridae. The coding region runs from base 214 to 1080 and encodes 288 amino acids. Gene Ontology annotation, molecular function: metal ion binding. The record is from RefSeq and is a predicted model, not a curated record. The transcript is spliced from 10 exons.
CCUGCGCAUGGUGCCCGAGCACCGCGCCUUCGGCAGCCCGUUCGGCCUGGAGGAGCCGCAGUGGGUCCCUGACAAGGAGGGGACUCUCGCUGUGUGGACUGCCCGGCGGUGGUGUCUGAGGGAGUCUUGGGAGUGAGUACGCGCGUCCAGGUGGGGCGUCUGGAGGGCGUCCUGCCUGGGGAGCUGCACCUGCUCCCAGAGUGCCCGAGGUGCAUGCAGUGCGACACCAAGUUUGACUUUCUCACCAGGAAGCACCACUGUCGCCGGUGUGGGAAGUGCUUCUGCGACAAGUGCUGCAGCCAGAAGGUGGCGCUGCGGCGCAUGUGCUUCGUGGACCCCGUGCGGCAGUGCGCCGAGUGCGCCCUGGUGUCCCACCGGGAGGCCGAGUUCUACGACAAGCAGCUCAAGCUGCUCCUGAGCGGAGCCACCUUCCUCGUAACUUUUGGAAACUCGGAGAAGUCAGACACGAUGGUCUGUCGUCUUUCCAGCAACCAGAGGUACCUGCUUCUGGACGGGGACAGUCGCCACGAGGUCGAGGUCACGCGCAUUGCCGCCGUGCAGAUGCUCACAGAAGGCUUCCCUCCUGGAGAAAAAGACACGCACACUUACACCAGCCUCCCGGGGAGCCAGCCCGUCUCCGAAGGAGCCUCUCUGCGCUCCUGGGCCUGCAGGUGGCGAGGGAAGCGGGCCGGCGCCGCGUUUGCCCCCCGUGCCCGAGCACAGGCUUGUGCGUGGCGGCACCUGUGCUGCGCCGUGAGUCGAAGGAGGCAACGCGCGGGCCACAGGCAUGACCCUGCAGUACACGGCGCCAGGGGUGGAGGGCGUGACGCAGCUGAAGCUGACGGCCGGGGAGGACGCAAACGGCAGCAGAAGGCAGGCGACAGCAUGGCUGGUGGCCAUGCACAAGGCUGCCAAGCUUCUCUACGAAUCUCGGGACCAGUAACGCCACGCGGGCUGGACAGUCUGCUAGGGGCAGCAGCACCUGCUCGCCGAGCACGCACAGGCGCAACUAACCCUACACGUGCUGGAAACGCAACUCAAGUACUCGGAGCUUACUUAGUGCAAUAUGUACACAGUUGAUUAAUGCUCAGAACACCUCGUGCUUUAGAAUUUGUCUCUUAUCGAUGCGUAAUUGGGGUGGGAGAGACUGAGCUACACUACUGCUAAACUCUUUUUAGCAUAAUCUAUACCAUGUUUUUAUGAGUGCCCAAGUUUACUAGAUGGUUCUGGUCCCUUGAUGUUCGUUCCAUUAAUUCUUCCACGGAAGUGAUCUGGGCAGUGGUAACUCGGCCUGAUUUGUACUGGAGCACAUCUCACAGACUGCCCGUUCGUGUGUCACUCAUCUGGGGCUAUGAACAAACCUUUGCUACUUCACAGGGGAAGGAACAAGAUUUGUGUUUUGUACUUUUCACUAUUUCCCUUUAUUAAAAUAAUUGUACAACAAUUUGUAUAUAAAGCUUAUGAUUAAAACCUAUUUUGAAAAUA